UGUAAUUAUGACUUCUACUUUCAAUUUUAAUGACUUAUUAACCCUCAAAGCUUUUUCAGUCCCCGCCCUACCAUGUGACGUCACAUAUUUCCCCUCAGCGCUUUAGACCGCAUAUCAGCCACAAAUAGCGGAAAGCAGAAACUGGAAGUGAAGGGGUAUCACGUGAUAUCUAAAGAAGCCCAUGUGACCCGCAUGUCGUCAGGCCAACCUGGAGCAGCUUCGCCACAAGACGCAACCGCAGCGGUUCAGUGAGUGCUCAGUGUUGGACUCAACAAGAAACGUAUAUUUUUCCUGACUCAUUUAUGCAGAAUGGGUGAGGAUAGAAAACUGAUGACUGAGAGGGUACUCAACUUUACCCUGGAGAUCAUCUACCUGCUGACUGGAGAGGAUUAUAAAGUAGUGAAGAAGUCUGGUGAGUCUGUGUUUCCCAGCAAUGGUUCCUGUUUGUCAGGAAAAAGGAGCAGGACCCAGAGCCCUAUCAGAGAGUCAUCUCAUUCAACGACACAAGACAGAAACUAUGAGCAGAAAAUCCUAGAGCUAACACAUCAGAUCACUGCGCUUCUGACUGGAGAGGUUCCUGUAAGGUGUCAAGAUGUCACUGUGCAUUUCUCCAUGGAGGAGUGGGAGUAUUUAGAAGGACACAAAGAUCUGUACAAGAACAUCCUAACAGAGACCGAAAAGAACCUCACAUCACUGGAAUCCUGCAAGAGAAUUCCACCAGAGAGAUGCCCCAGUCCUCUGUAUUUCCAGGGUAGUUCGGGAAAAAAUGACAAUGUUUCACAACUUGAUCAGGUAGUUAGAGGAGCAAAAGAAAAUACACAUGUGAUGGAUCAGCAGUAUAAAGAGGAAAAGAAUCAUGUAGCUAUCUGGCCAAGUUAUGGAACAGAAGAUAAUUAUGUAAUACAAGAUUUAUCUGGACAACAGCAUGUUACCUCGCAAAUCUCCCUUGUCCUUCAUAGCACAGAGCCAUCAUUUGUUCAUUGUAGUGACAAGGGACACUCUCUUGGUCUGUCACAGUCUGUUACUCCAAGUGCAGGUCAUAGCAAAGGGAGCAUACUCCCAAAUUCUGAAAAUGGUAUAUAUUGUAAAAAGGACCUUUCCAAGCACAAGGCGAUUUACAGUGAUGAGCAGUCAUAUUCAUGUUCAUAUUGCGGAAAAAGCUUUACUAGAAAAUCAGAUCUUGUGACACAUCAAAAAAUUCACAAAGUGGGUAAACAGUAUUCAUGUUUAAAACGUGGGAAAAGUCUUCCUCCGAAAUCAUCUCUCUGUGAGACGCAGAGAAUUCACUUAGGGGAAAAGAUAUUUUCAUGUAUAGAAUGUGGAAAAUGUUUUACCCGGAAAUCGGCUUUUAUUGAGCACAAGAAAAUUCACUUAGGAAAAAAGCUGUUAACAUGUUCAGAAUGUCUCAGGACUUUUAUGCAGAAAUCAUCUCUUGUUGAGCAUCAGAGAAUUCACACUGGGGAGAGGCCGUUCCAAUGUCUAGAAUGUGGGAAAUGUUUUACACAGAAAUCAGGGCUUCUUAACCAUCAGAAAAUUCACAGAAGGGAGAAGCCAUUUUCAUGUUUGGAUUGUGGGAGAAGUUUUAAACGAAAAGAUAAUCUUAAAAGGCACCACAGAAUUCAUAGAGGUGAGAAACCAUUCUGCUGUUCGGAAUGUGGGAGAUGUUUUAUUCAGAGAUCGGAUCUUUAUAAACAUCAGAAAAUUCAUACAAGGGAGAGGCCAUCUUCAUGUUUAACUUAUGAAAAAUUAUUUUACCAUAAAAUCCGAUAAAACUCAAACUUGUCUUAAUCUGUCAUUUAAGUGUUAUUUCUCUGUUUUUGAACAAAGAGCUUUACAGUCGUUCGUAAUGUAGUGGAACGUCUUUUGGAAGACCGCCCAAAAAAAUUGCAUUAAAAAGUGGAUUUCUAUAGGGGUGGUCUUCUCAAAGAAAGUGGCCACUAUGUAUUAUGUAUGGUGGCCUGAAAAUGGGCCACAUCUUUGUGUAUUUCAUUCUCUCCUGUCAAGCCUCCAUAGGCAUUAAUCGAUAGCAUAAUUUUGGUAAUGCUCCAUACAAUCAGUCUGUGUGCUUUCAAAUUAGUCAAGAGAAUGAUCGGGAUAAUUGCGGUGAAGAACUGACACAAACAAUGUGAUGCGUUGGAGUUCUCUGUUCAAAACCGCUGCUCAAUAUUUAUUUAUAGGCUCAAAGUAGAACAUCAUACAUCCUUUUACAGUGUAUUUUAGGGUGUCUUCUUUUUCCAUUCAGAAUACAACAAAUAACACAAUGGGGUUUAUUUACUAAGAGUGGAGUGUAGGUUUCUUUGUGGGUUUUGAUUUCAGACAGGUAUUUUCCCAAGGUAUUUACUAAGGUUUCCCUACAUUUUGCGACACAAUUUGGGCGCAAAAUCCGACAAAAGAGUUGGGAUCACGUUAGUAAAUAAACCCCAAUGUCGUUUAGGGUAGGGUUGCAUGUGCCAUAUUUUCCUGCAGCAUAUUUUACUACCCAUAGAAGUCAAUAGGUAGCAAAAUCAGUUGCCUAAAAUAAGCGGCAAAAUACGACAUGUGUGACCCAUAGGGUUUUGUCUCCAAUCAGAACACAGCAGACAAAUCUGGAACUGAUCAGCAUUUGAGUGGAAAAGACCCUUUUUGGAGAGAGAUUUUGAGCCCCCUCUCUCUGGGGCAGUGACAGACAAUGGUGUAUAGAUAACAUACAGUUAAACUAUACUUUAAUCAUGCAUAUGCUACAUCCUAUAUAUUCUAUAUAGUAUACACACAAUUGUCAUAUCAUGCAUAAAAGGGCACAUUCACACUUCAGCAUUUCUAAGCAGAAUUUCUAGAUAAAAUACAGCACAGAAUUUUUGUUGCAUGAAGCAACCAUUGAUUUCAGUGGGAUUUUAACUGACCUGUUCACACUGUGGAAUUUCUGCUGUGGAGAUUUAAGGAUUUGUAUUUUGUCAAAAAGAAUGAACAUGUUCAUUUGUUAAGCUUAAUUCUGCAGCAGAAUCCCAUUUUACUCAAUAGGACUUUUUUUUUUUCUUUCUUUUCUUUCUAUGCUUGUUUUUGCAGUAAAAUUCUGUAUGAAAUAAGCACUGAUUCUGUACAAAUGGGAAUUCCAAAAACUAAGCAAUUCCAGUGCGGAUCAAGUGCAGUGCAGAAAUCCAGCUUAUUGCUUAAA
Molecule: messenger RNA, 3151 nt
Organism: Hyla sarda
Lineage: Eukaryota; Metazoa; Chordata; Amphibia; Anura; Hylidae
Product: zinc finger protein OZF-like
Exons: 7
Coding region: 310-1770 (486 amino acids)
Biological process (GO): negative regulation of transcription by RNA polymerase II
Molecular function (GO): RNA polymerase II cis-regulatory region sequence-specific DNA binding; DNA-binding transcription repressor activity, RNA polymerase II-specific
Source: RefSeq, a predicted model, not a curated record